UGCAGUGAUUGGUCGGUGGGCGGUCUGUGCAGCCUGACAGUCUGCAGCGUUCCGGGUUAUUGUCAGUCUCGGCAGCUCGGCACAAGGGCAGGACCGCAUCCCGGAGCCGCCUGAAGCUGCGAGCUCUUUAUUCACACGUAACCGCUUCUGAUCUGGUUAAAAGACCAAAGAGAGCAUCACGGAGCGUCGCCACCGAGCUCACUGCACAGCCUCAGCUGGAAAUCUGAGUCUGAAUCGGGAGGCGAGACAUCCGAGAGACGCUGCCGACACCGCGGAGAAAGUGACGGACGGAGCAGAGCCGAUCGCCGGGAUAUUACACCGCAGCAGUUUAGGAUAUUUCAGGCAGCUGCUUCGGCCCAGCCUUGAUUUCUUUCAGGGUACCUUCACACAAUAUUGCCUAGAUAAUAUCACAAACAUCUGCAUGAUUUAAUUUGCCGGAGGUCGUCCGCAGCGAGCAGGCGGACCACUUUAAACCCAUGCGUAACAGCGGUGGAUUUUGGAAUACUGCGUAGCAGUUCAACCAUCCAGUCCUUCGACUCGCAGGUCUGUUAUUUGGAGCUACAUACAAGCGAGAAGAAGAGCAGCCAGGACCUUUUACUGUGUUCCGGAGGCUAAACGCUGAGAACCCGAGGCGCGCUUGGUGCGCAAUCCUUCCGAGGACGCUCCUAAAAUUGCCGACCUGCGCUUUUGCCCUCGACAAAAAUUGGCAGCCGAGUCGAGAAAAAAGGCAAAGCUUAUUAACUUUGCAUGCUAGGGGCUAUAGUGUGGAAUCUAAUUCGCAGGGUUACCGGUUGUAUUUGCAUACCGUCGGAGGAAGAAGAGGAUAAACUUAAUCAACAUUUGACAUCGACAAAGCGGGCGGCUGGAUUUUGGAGCACAGAAUGAAUCCUUUUUAAUUUCGGAGCACAGAAGUGUGAAGCAGAUUGCUCAGUGAAUGCUACGAUCUGCAUGGAGCUCUAGUCUGCACUACGGAGCAAUUUAUGGUUGGCCGCAGAACUCCCCCGGCUGUAGUAGUGUGCCCACCUCGCCAUGCUGGCCUGUCUGCAGAGGAGGCAAAACCCUCCACCCCAGCACCCGGUGUGUGCCAGCAAGACCCUGGAGCCCCCGCAAGCCCUCGGACGGAAAUGUGAGCUGGUGGUGCCCACGCAUUCCCCACGUUACCCCACCGCGGCAGAGCUUGAUGCCUUUGCUCAGAAGACGGCCAGCAACCCUCUGUCCAUCAAGAUCUUCCCCACCAACAUCAGGGUUCCCCAGCACAAGCACCUUAACCGGACUGUGAAUGGAUAUGACACCACAGGGCAGCGCUACAGUCCCUACCCACAUCUCCACACGGGGGGAUACCAUGGCCUGCUUGCUAUCGUCAAGGCCUCCUCAUCAUCGUCAUCGUCAACAUCCACCUUCAUUCCUUCCAAAGGUGUUCUCAAAAACUCUGAAGGUAGACGGACUAAGCUCUCUCCAGCCCACAUAGCUGUUGCCCCGUACCCGCCCCCUAGUAGUAGCACUUUAGCCAGUGGCCACAGCCAAAUGGUAUACCACACUGGGCCCUCAAAGCCUCCAGAAGGCCCCGGACUAUCGGUUCCCCCAAAUGUCACUGUAGCUGGCUCAGUGAUUCCUGUAACAGGGGGCCGAGGCCUGGCCCUGCCCGCACAGUCCAACCUCCCCUCCAUCCAGAGCAUCAUCUACCAGAUCAACCAGCAUUGCCAGGCCCAGGCUCUGCAGCAGGUGUGCCAAGGAGCUGCCACGGCACCUUCAAAUUCCAGUCCCUCCAAACAGGGCACAACUGUCAUGGGGCUCUCUUCUAGCUCCUCAGGUGGAGGCUACGUGGUAGGAAUGGGCCCCCAGGCUAACAUGGUGUACACAGGGCCCGGGCUGCCGGCUCAGAAUGCAGAGGCGAUGAAGAACGGCAUGUACGCAGAUGGUAUGGACUACAUCCUUUGGCAGAAGCAGCACCAACAACAACAACAACAGCAGCAACAGCAGCAACAGCAGCAGCUCCGCAUGUACAGUGGAGGUAGCGGCGGAGGGGGCGCCGUCAGCAAGUCCCCCGAAACAUGUGUUCCAGGGGGCGGGAUUAUGGCGGCCCCAGUGUCCUCCUCUUCCUCCAGACCUUACCACCUGACAGUGAGCGCCAACGGAGGAGGCGGGCUGGACAAAGUCAGCUCCUCCCCGUUGAACUGCGUGGGUAUGCAUGGGAAUUUCUCAGUGGGUCAAUACUUUGCCCCGCCGUGGAACAGUGUGCUGGUGACACCUGACAGUGACUGCUACAACCCCCAGGAGCUUUUGGGCACCUCCACAGGAGGGCCGGCCACGGGGCACAGAGAGAUGGGCUACCCCCAUCACCAUCACCUCUACCACCACCACCACCAUCAUCAUCAUCACCCUGCUAUAGACAGCGGGGGAGGUCUGUGCUGCAGCCUGCCCAGCAAGAGCAUGUGCAACACGUCCGUGCUGAGCAGCAGCUUGCAGUCUCUGGAGUACCUGAUCAACGACAUCCACCCGCCCUGCAUCAAGGAGCAGAUGCUUGGCAAAGGCUACGAGACUGUGUCUGUGCCACGUCUGUUAGACCACCAGCAUGCACACAUCCGCCUCCCCGUUUACAGAUAGAGGAGGACGAAGAGGAGAAUCAAGAGUUGUUAAAUUUGUGACGAAAAUCAAAGUUAAAGAACACAAAUGUUUUGGGUUUUUUUUUUUUCUGGUUACAAAUUGUUGAGAGUGGCACUGCUUUAACUAGUGUGGGAGCUUAGAGAGGAGCAGUUGUUGUGCUGUGUGACCCGCUAAGGUUUGGUGGCUUCGAGGCAGGUUUCUUCUUUUUUUUUUUUUUUUUUUUUUUUUUUUUUUUAUUUCUGUGGGAAUCCCAAAUAUGAAAGGUGGCAGUGAUUGCCAGUGGGAGAGAGAAAAAAAAAAGGGAUUUCAAGAUUCUCCAGAUGUUACAUUGUGUGGUUUGCCAAUAGGAAUUUUGGAUUGAUUUAUAUUGUUUUUCUUCAGUUUUUUUUUUUUUUUCUUUUUCUUGUUGUUGUUUUACUUGCCUGAGCAUUUUCGAUGAGAAUCAUAGGUUUUGACAUCAAGUGCAUACGCCACUCGUUUCCCCCUCCACCUUCCCCCCCCUUUAUCCCCUUCCAAAUACUAAGGAUGAAGCUACUGUGUAGGUUGUCACUGAAAUGGUCUUAAAAAGGGCCGAAGUUUAGGGCUGCUCUCAAAAUCCAAAACUCUGUAAACACACAAGUAGACAAACACAUACAAGACGUACUGGUAACGUAAAGGAGACUAAAAAUAACGGGCAGCACUCGGGCGGGUAUGUACGAGGAUCAUAAGGUUGAAUUAAAAGGAUAGUACAAUAUUAGUUAUUAUUGCUGUUAUAAUUGAUACAUAAAUUGCACUGCUUGAAUCUUGUUAACUUUGAAGUUUGGAAUUGGGUAGUUUGGAUAUGAUAUAUUUAAGAAACUUGAAAAACUUGAACCUAUUUUUUGUUGUUUUAUAUAUUUGUAGGUAUAUUAUAUGCAUCGGCUGCUAUGGGGAAAAGUGUCUCAAAUGCUUUUUUUUUCCUUUUUCUUUUGGUUUUUUUUCCCACUUUUUGUUUUCAUGAUUUUAAUAAUUCCUCCUCAAGCUGAUGUGCAGUCUCUUAUGUCUCCUGGUGUAAGGCAUAGUCGCUGCUUUGGUUCUGUAAGAACCCGGUCGGAGAGAGAGAGAGCUCUUUUUUUUUUUUUUUUCCUAACCAACACUGGAAUCUACAAUAAAUCUUGAAAUACUUAUUUAAAAAAGAAAAUGUCACAAAAAAACAAAAAAAAACAACAACAAAAAAAAUACACGAAAAAGAAAUGUUACAAUGAAGAAUGUGACUGGGAGGUUAUCUACGUAACCUUACGUGUAUGUUUAUGCGUGUAUGUGGCUGAGUGCAUGCGCGUGUGUGCUUUUUAUUUAGUUUGUGUUCUUCAAAAUCCUCAGACUUUUUUUUUUGUUUGUUUCUUUCUUUUUUUUUCAGUUGUGUCAUUACAAAAUUUCUAACACCAAGACUGAAAAAAAAACCAACUGCUUUACCCAUGUCCCAUGAACAUCAUAUCUGAGUAAAUGUACAGGAGAUUUUUUUUGGGGGGGGGUUUGUAAUUGGAGGCUCUAGAUCUUCUCUGGAGCGCGAGUAGAGAUCAAGUUUUCUCACAUGAUUCCUGUACUUAACGUGCUACAUCCCCGGACUUCUGUCAGAUGUUAUCAUGAGGACAGAACGAGGUGGGAACAAAUGGAAGUCCUGUUUUUGGGGGUGCUGUUCAUCCCCAAUACUGCAAACAAAACAAAAUGAAAACAAUCAUGCCCUGUCCUCUGGCGUCAGAUGAAAUGAGGCGAGGCUCACUGCUUCCCACCCCUUUGUCCAUUUCAGCCCCUGGUUGGGACUCAUUUAGCCCGGGCCAGUCUUAACUUGAUGAUUCAGAGCAGUGAAAUAUUUAUCAUGACUGUGAGAUUCCCUUGAAUGUACUGCACUUAAAUUACUGCAAUGUUUUAUUGCCUUGUGGGACUUAAGUGAAAGAGAAAAAUUGGAUCAGUGCAGCAGUACUCUGGUCUUAAAUUAGCAUUUCUUUUGUCCGUCAAAUUUCAAUGGUAAAUUGAAUUUUAGAGAGAGAGAGAGAGAGAGAGAGACGGAGCUUUGUUGUGGGGAAAUACUGGCAUCAGUCUAGAUUUAUGAAGUGCAAUUAUUAUGACUGUAUUAACAUUUUUUCUCUGAGCUUACACCAAAAAAAUGUAAACUACAGUUGUCAAUACAUUCCCAAUGUACCACAUCCCUAAUCCCUAUCCUCCUUUUUUUUGUUUUUUUUUUUUGUUUUGAGGUGUAAAAUAAAUUUCUUUAAGAAUAUA
Messenger RNA from Acanthopagrus latus (yellowfin seabream), 4842 nucleotides. RefSeq names its product family with sequence similarity 222 member A (gene fam222aa). The transcript has 3 exons. The record is from RefSeq and is a predicted model, not a curated record. Bases 1030 to 2604 code for a protein of 524 amino acids. Lineage: Eukaryota; Metazoa; Chordata; Actinopteri; Spariformes; Sparidae.